This is a messenger RNA of Laetiporus sulphureus 93-53, 2552 nucleotides long. Its product is annotated as Opi1-domain-containing protein. Bases 83 to 2260 code for a protein of 725 amino acids. Gene Ontology annotation, cellular component: nucleus; endoplasmic reticulum. Gene Ontology annotation, biological process: phospholipid biosynthetic process; endoplasmic reticulum unfolded protein response; regulation of transcription by RNA polymerase II. Gene Ontology annotation, molecular function: transcription corepressor activity. The transcript has 7 exons. The record is from RefSeq and is a predicted model, not a curated record. Lineage: Eukaryota; Fungi; Basidiomycota; Agaricomycetes; Polyporales; Laetiporaceae.
CGAAUUCACAUGUGCAGGUCAGGAGGACCACAACUCGACACCUUCGCCCACGCUCGGGCCAUCUGUACCACACCCCUUCAUCAUGGCCCUCGAUGAGGAAGAGUCAGUGCGUAUCGCCGUGCGCGCUCUCGGCGAUAUGAGGAACGGCGGCCAUGUAUCGCCCUCGACGUCUUUCCAGCCCACCCCAGCUCUUUCCGUGACAUCCGGGAGCUCCUCGCCAUCUUUGCCUUCUCCCUCGCUGGAUGGAGACUAUCGGGCGCUCGAUCCCGUAAUUGGAAGCGAUCGCCGCGCGGAUGGUCGCCAGAGCGAGGAUGCGGACUUUGUCUCUCGCAUGUCUAAAGUGCCUAUCGUGAACAGCGCGAUCCGCGUGUAUGAGCAGAGUAAAGCGAGUUCUAGGGUUGUCAAGUAUGGCGCGAGGAUGAUGGAGUCCUCUGUGAAGACAAUCUCUCGUCCAGUUAUCGAUCGUCUUCCUGUCAAUCAGCUAGACGAGUUUGCGUGCAGACAGCUCGAUAGGAUCGAAAAUUAUACGCGUAGGACUCCUAGUCGGGAUCGCGACCGUGUUUCGCGGAGUCCCUCUAGUGCAUCAAGUCGGAGCUCGGAGUCAUGGGAUGUGAGAGAUCUUACCGCGCCUAGAGGCCCAAGUCACAGCAGGGAAGACGAGCGCUGCAGUCGAUGGGAAGAUGGUCCUCAGGCAUCUGCGGCGAGGCGCGCGGAUAGUCGUACACCGACUCCGCACUCGCAGCUAUUCUCACGCCCGUAUUCUGACGGACAGUCUGCAUGGGACAACAAUACUACGUCGCCUCAGCAGUCGCGUCGGUCCUCUUCUACCACUCAGCCUGAGAAUCAACAGGUCGCUCAGCGCAGCCGAUGGCAGGCUAUGCUGCUUGAGGCGGGUGGUAUCAGCGCAGCUGUCAGCGACGAGAGUAUGCGCCGGCUGCGAUAUGUACUGCAAUGGCUGCAGUAUGCGACAGCGCACAUCGAUGCACAAAUACUUGUUCUACGGAACUUCAUCGCGUCGCUACAGCCAUCAGACUCGUCCGCCGCUCCAGGGUCGCCACCCAUCCACAUCUCAUCUCAGCAUCUCCGUACACUCCAUGCCGCCAAGCGUGAUGUCGUUGAAACGAUCCGACAAGUGGUGGAUAUUGUUAGCCGAUACGCUGGUGGCGCGCUUCCAGAACCGGCUCGUGCAAGUGUGCGAACAUUUAUCCUCCGCUUGCCUCGGCGGUGGGCAGAGGCGGCUGGAGUAGAUAGCCACAGCUCGUCUGCCACGGACGGGCGCCACCCUGGCGGCGCUGAUAGAGUGGAUAGUCGCCGCGCAAAUGCCAGCUCAGCCCCGUACAGCUACGGCCCAGGGGAGGCUGGUCCUUCGCCGCGGUCGCGACCGCCAUCGCGUGCGACGUCUCCAGGGCCCUCGAGGGCGCCUUCGCGCCGUUCAUCUUCGAACGGAGUUGCGGGCGCGGUGAGGCAUACAGCUGGAAAUGGAAGCGUCGCGCCGACCACUGCACAUGCGGCUAGUCAGGCGGCACAGCGUAUCUUGACGCUCGCGACGGAGAGCUUGGAUAUGCUCCGUGGUGUUACAGCGGUAGUGGGAGAAAGCUUAGACCGUGCUGAUGCAUGGGUCGAGAGAUUGCGAAUCAUAGGCCUUCAACGCCAGCAGAAUGGCGACGUAGAUGGGGAGGCGCCCGUCGCUCCAGAUGGCUUGCCGAGCAUGGCUAUGCCUCCAUCUGCAUCGCACUCAUCUCAUGAGCAUCAGCGGGACUUCCACACCCACCGACAGUCAUACGUGCAGUCUCCCUCUUCCCCUCUCUCGCCAUAUGCGCCGCUUUCGCCACUGGCAAGUGCGACCAGCUCAGGCCGCGCGACCCCGGUAUAUCCUCUUUCCCGCAGCAACUCCAGCUCUGCGCUGAGCGUCGGGCAUCCGGGCUCGCUCUCGAGCUACUACACCGCUAACACGUUUGAUACCGGUGGUGCCGCUGCGUCCCUCAACGCGCUUUCGCUCACGACCAGUUCUGCUGCGGGCUCGCGUUACGCGACGCCGAGGAGCAUUUCGAUCGGGCUUCCGCCGGAGGGUGACGGAGGUGGGGGAACUCAACUCGCUGGAGUCGGUGCCUUCGCGGCUGGCAGCAGGGGCGAGAAGAGGAGCGCGGAUGGAGAUGAUGACACUGUCGUUGCUGCCACGGCGCUCGCUGGGUUGGCGGGCUCCGCGAAGAGGGUGAAGCAGGAUCGUGGUGUGGAUGAGCGCAUGGAGGUAGAUUCAUGAAUUGCUAUGUGGCCGAUGGAAGAUGUGUUUGUGCUCCGGUCCGCUAUCAAAAUUUGUAGUGCUCUCUAUAUGGACUUCUGGUACUAAGUACGGUUGCCGUCUGUGCGUCUAUCUCAUCGUUGUAAUUGGUUAUGGUACUCUUGGAUGCUCUCUGACCGUCAGUCGCUGAUGUUUCAUUCAUUUGUAUGAUUUCUGGUCGAUUUUCGGCAUGUACAUACACCCGAAUCUUCUCUGCGACGUCAUUCCGGAAAUAUAUAUACAUGGAGGAGUAUAAGAUUGAUUUCUUCUGGCU